This is a messenger RNA of Cynoglossus semilaevis (tongue sole), 2083 nucleotides long. RefSeq names its product CD40 molecule, TNF receptor superfamily member 5 (gene cd40). The coding region runs from base 55 to 1068 and encodes 337 amino acids. The record is from RefSeq and is a predicted model, not a curated record. Gene Ontology annotation, cellular component: external side of plasma membrane; CD40 receptor complex. Gene Ontology annotation, biological process: immune response-regulating cell surface receptor signaling pathway. Lineage: Eukaryota; Metazoa; Chordata; Actinopteri; Pleuronectiformes; Cynoglossidae. Gene Ontology annotation, molecular function: protein binding. The transcript is spliced from 9 exons.
GGGCUGGUGGGAGACGUCUCCCAUACCGCCCUCUGGUCUUGCAGAUAAAGCAGUAUGUUGCUGAAACUCGACCAAGUUCACCUGCUGACGAUGAGGAUGAAGAUACUAGUGGCGUUGGUGUGUGCGGAUUUCGCGUUGAUGACUGCUGCUCAGUUCAGCUGCGACCCACUGACUCAGUACCAGAGGUCCGGACAAUGUUGUCAAAUGUGCAGUCCAGGUACACACAUGUUAUCUCAAAGCCCUUGUUUUGAACCUCGGUGCUCUGAAUGUGGGGAAAGUGAAUAUCAAGAUAAAUACAACACUGAUUCCAAAUGUCAACAACAGCCAUACUGUGACGCCAAUAGAAACUUCCAGGUUUCUACCCAGGACAAUAAGAAGAAGAAAAUCAGCUGCAUGUGUUUGCUCGGCUUCCACUGCUCCGGUGAAAUCUGUUCAAUCUGUGUACCGCACACAACCUGCAAACCAGGAGAGGGCGCUGUUGCCAUAGGGAACCACACCCAUGACACUGUGUGCCAAAAAUGUCCCGAGGGCUCAUUCUCCUUCAAUGACUCCUGGGAAAGUGUUUGCAUCAAACACACUGAAUGUGGGAGUGGAUAUGAACUUUGGCAGAAAGGAACGGCGAUAUCUGACAACGUCUGCGAGCGAAUGACACGAAUGUAUAUCGGCCUGUUGAUAGGAUUUCUUUUCCUGGUCAGUUUAAUAGUGGCUGCAUGCUUGUACACAGCAGUUCAUGUAAAACGGAAGAAAAAGAGUUUUGACAUUGCUGGAGAAAAUGGGCAUCUGGCCAUCAACAACAGGCAUAUCUAUACCCCAGUGGAUGACCCUGAAAAUGAGCAACCACUUUUUGUAACACAAAUCUCAAAAGAAGAGUGUGGUACGAGAACGCCUGAGGAAAAUGUCGACGAAGGAUCGCUAGAAGAGGGCUCAGACAGCGGUGUUUAUACUCAGAAGGGGAACUUUUUAAAACAGGAGACUGGUAAACAGGAAAUCCUCUCCCUGCAGGAGGAGUCACAGACAUCAACGGUAGUCGGUGAAGGUCCACAAGAUUCGUUUAAUCAGAUGGGAUGAAAGGAACCACUGUGUCACAUAUUGACGUCAUUGCCCAUAGUUUUCCUGAUCUAAACCUGUAUAUAUUUCUUUAUUAUCUGUGGUAGCAUGUUAGCAUGUCAGUCUGUGUUGCGUUUUUUUUUUUUUUUUUUUGUUUGUUUUUUAAAAAAGUGACACUAAGGUGUGUAACUGCUGUUGACGGGUUGCUUUCAAUCAAAAGCUCCUCCAUGAAUUGCUACAUUUACUGCAGUGUCUUCCCUCCUGUUUAUAGUUGUAUGUAUGUAUCUGUGGAAGGUCAUACAAUACAGUAACCUUGGACUCUUUGGGAUAACAGAAGGUUCCCAUAAAUCAUUCGGGAAUAUUUUAGCUGGCAUCAAAUCUUCCUUAUUUAAACUCUGCCUGGUUUUCAUCUGGAGAAUUUGACACUAAAACUUAGUUGAACAAAGUACGAAAAGUACCGUAAACAGGAGAGAGUACUAAAGUACUCAGAAUAGAAUAAAAUAGCAAAACAAAACAACACAUUAUGGCAAAACUAGCAUUAAUGUCCAAAAAUUACUUCAAAAUUACAAAAAAUCCUCGAACAGAAUGUAUAUAAAUAAAUCUUAAUUGUAAAAAAUGAAAAUAUGGAUUUUAUUCAAUAUGGAAAUGUAGGAUUUCCAAGUUAAUUUUAAAAUUAUGACUUUAAAGAUUUUACCUCGAUAGUUGGUACCAUAAACAUGUUAGUUCCUCAAAUGAGGUUACAUUAUGGAUCUCUUAAUUGAAUCAACUAUGGUUUAAUUAAAAUAUAUCUAAAUAAAUAUAUACAGUUACUCAUACCUACCUAUAGAGCCAAUGUCUCACUCUAGAUUGAAGCGGAGCACGGUCAAAAGCCUCAUCAAAAAGCUGUUUUACCUAAUCGUUAAUUGUAGUUGUGUAUCACAACGUAGCACUCUGUAUAUUUUUGCUUUUGACUGGAGUUUGGGCUUCAUUUUAACUUUGUGCUCAACAUUGUGUAAAGAAAAAAAAAUAAAUGUAUCAGUUGAAUGUACAUGGAAAA